UGUCACUUGCAUCUGCGAACAAGACCAAACCCGGGCUUCGGAUUCUCAUCGUCCGCCUGAACGGACUUGACAAACAGCCGAGAACACACUGAAACAUACGAGACGAGACCCGCCGGAAUGCUCCCGUAUCAAGCCACUUACACCAUCAAUCCAUAUUCCGGGGCAAAGAAGCAGAUAUCGAACUUUGAACUACCGGCCGAAGAUCUGGGCAUGCAGGUUCAACAAUCUCAAGCCUUCUUCCCAGCUGCACCCCACCACCACAAUACGACUUGCAGAGGGACCUCAGUGGGAGGCUUCAGCCAAGGAAGCCAGCAAAGAUCCCGGCUCGGCAAAUGGCAAGCCACCCUGUAAUCUCAGGGCACUUGCCCGUCAGGCUUCCGCCCAAUCUGGACAUGGAUCAUGGCGGGCGGUGGGUAUCGCGGAACAUCUCCACCGUGCUUCUAGAGGCUUUGUCGCCUUGUCUUGUGGCCACAUGGAAGUUCGAAAACCAGAGUAACGUAGCCCUGGGUUUCUGCAACGACGAGAUAGUUAAGCAACGGCUGCACGGGCGACUCUGCGAAAAUGCCGGCCACUUAGGGGAGGGAUUGGCGUUUUUAAUGCUGGUGCUACCGCCGCCGCAGAAAGCCGAAGUAAUUCAUGCCAGUUUGUUUCCUCGGAACCUGAACCACAACAUCGUGUCAGCACACAACUGGCCGUCCACCGUCCACCGUCCACCGUCCACCGUCCACCCUCUCGAGAACAACAACUCUCCACUCGCUGCCGUUGACACCCUCGCUUUUUUCUCUGCCUGCCCCGCCAUCACUUGCCCUCGCCCACCCGUCAGCAGCCGACAAGGCAACAUCCAAACCAACACUCGUGCACUGGUGCGAGGGCCGCCGUUUCAGCAGAGUCUCUUCUUGCAUCGCUACAGCCUAUCCGCAUAGCUGGGCAAGGCCGAGUCAGCCCCCUAUUCUCCGUUAACAAUAUUCCCGAACCUGUAUGCGCUCGUCGUAACGGCCCCCGCGCCGCCCACAACCCCUGGCCAUGGCCGCCCGUCGUCGCCCGGCGCCGCAUAAACUGCAGCAAACGCCUUCGACCAACAAAGAUCGCGGCGACAAGGGCUUCAGUUUGCCGGCACCGUCGCCCCGCGUUAUCAACGCCGCUCCGUCCCUCGAGAAGGCCGAGAUGUAUGGCAUCGAUGACAACCGUCCGGUCUUCAGUCGCGCCAUGGCGCUCGCAGGGCGCAUGUUUAUCGAGACCAUCCCGCAAUGGCUGGCCGUUGGAGCUAUGCUGUCGCUGAUUUUUGGCGGCUGCUGCUCCAAUGUCUUUGCGCUCGAGUCAAUUAUCAAGGUGGAACCUGACAGUGGUUUCUUGUUGACUUUUGUGCAAUUCAUCUUUGUCGCCAUCACCAGUCUCCCCUCCCAACUCGACAGCAGACGGCCACCGUUCUACCUCAAAUCCAACAGAGUCCCAAUUCGCCGCUGGCUCGUCAACAUUGUACUGUUCUUCGCCAUCAAUGUUCUCAACAACCACGCCUUUAGCUAUGACAUUUCUGUGCCGGUGCACAUCAUCUUGCGCUCUGGAGGCAGCAUCACCACCAUGCUGGCUGGGAGCUUGUACGGCAAGAGAUAUUCUCGGAUCCAGGUGACAGCUGUGCUCUUGCUUACUGUGGGAGUGAUCACUGCCGCCUGGUCUGAUUCACAGACCAAGGGAACUACGAGUAGUGGAUCUGCCGGGACUACGAGCUUUGUAACUGGCCUCACAAUCCUGUUCGUCGCGCAGGUCCUCUCUGCUAUCAUGGGCCUCUACACCGAAGAGACAUACCGCAUGUACGGCCCGCAGUGGAAGGAGAACAUGUUCUACUCGCAUCUUCUCUCGAUCCCCUUGUUCCUGCCAUUCUUGCCGUCUUUGAUUAGACAGUUCAUGAAGCUUGCCAACAGCCCUCCGCUGUCGCUUCCAAUCCCCCCGCCGGAGGACUAUCCUAACUUUUCACCCAGCCUGCAACGGCUUGUCGAGAAGAUACACAUACCCAGCCAACUGUUCUACCUCACGCUCAACGUCUUGACGCAGUAUGCCUGCAUUCGGGGCGUCAACCUCUUGGCUGCAGCUAGCUCGGCUCUGACAGUGACAAUUGUUCUCAACAUUCGCAAGUUGAUCAGUCUGUUGUUGAGUAUAUGGCUUUUUGGAAACCGGCUGGCGUUUGGAACGCUGAUAGGAGCCUGUAUUGUAUUUUUCGCAGGAGGACUGUACUCUUUGGACGGAAAGCGGAAGCCGCCUAGCAGGAGGGGCACCGCGCCGACCAAAUCUUGA
Messenger RNA from Podospora bellae-mahoneyi, 2289 nucleotides. It is a transcript of the gene YEA4, whose product is annotated as golgi uridine diphosphate-N-acetylglucosamine transporter. NCBI's taxonomy places the organism in Eukaryota, Fungi, Ascomycota, Sordariomycetes, Sordariales, Podosporaceae. Gene Ontology annotation, biological process: transmembrane transport. The transcript is spliced from 3 exons. Bases 1024 to 2289 code for a protein of 421 amino acids. The record is from RefSeq and is a predicted model, not a curated record. Gene Ontology annotation, molecular function: UDP-N-acetylglucosamine transmembrane transporter activity. Gene Ontology annotation, cellular component: endoplasmic reticulum membrane; Golgi membrane.